AGUUAUUUUUGCGUUCUUUACCUCCUCAACUGACAAGCUUCAGUAAACAUUUUGUUUUAUUCUGUUUUAUACUUCGUUUCCAAUUUACUACGUAAUAUAUGGUUUUUAUUCUGUUUUAUAUAUUCCACCGGAAAUGUUUUAUUACUAAUUAUCAACAAAGUACUACUUCUAAAACUUUCUUAUAAUUAUUACCAAAUUGUAAAAUUUCUAUAUUUCUCGUAUCAAUCUGUAUAUUUUAGAGUUUACGAGUUUGUAAUAAUUUGAGAUUAGAAUGGCUUCUAAAUUUUAUUUGAUUUAUGCAUUUUUAUGUGUUAUACCUGUUAUUUACGCGUGCAACGAAGCAAUAUGUGCUAGUGUAGUGUCCAAAUGUAUGUUAACACAAUCAUGUAAAUGUGAUUUAAAAGAUUGCUCUUGUUGCAAGGACUGCUUUAACUGCCUCAGUUACUUGUAUGAUGAAUGUUGCAGCUGUGUGGACAUGUGUCCAAAACCAAAUGAUACACACACCGAGCUAUCCAAAUCGUCCUAUGUGGAGGAACUGGUUGAUGGUGUGCCUGGACUCUUCUCAGCUUUGACAAGUGAAGCCGAUCCUCGGGAAAGGUGGUUAUCCAUAACUUACCCUGUGGACUUUGACCUGUCAAAGUUCAGGCCUGCUUCUGAAAAACAAGUGGUGUAUCAUUUGCAGAGUAUUGAACAAGAGCCGGAGCCAAUCAGCCGCGACAUCAUCACACUGAACUGCACUGUCGCGUAUCUCUCGCAGUGCAUGUCCAGUGACAAAUGCCGCGCCUCAUGUCGCUCUAUGGGCGCCAAUAGUUUACGAUGGUUCCAUGAUGGAUGCUGCGAGUGUGUUGGCGAGAAGUGUUUAUAUUAUGGCAUUAACGAAAGCAGGUGUCUGGCGUGUCCUAACGGCAAGGGGUCGCCAAGUCUCAUCUUGGACGACGACCUCAGCUACGACGACCUUGAUUACGGCGAGGAAGUAGACACCCAAUCUGUCUAACAUUCCCUAUUGUAAUAUCUAAUUUUUUUCUUCUCAAUGAAAUCGUUAACGCUUUAAUAUACAUAAACAUAAGCAUAUGGUCACUCAGCUGUUUAGAUACCACCGUUAUUCACACUACGAAUCGUUAUGAAUGCUAAUCGUUUUCAUGAACUUUGACCUUUUUUACACGCAUGUAAAAUUAUGGAUACUUCCGCCUUGUCCAGCAAGAUAAGUCGUUUUUACUUUUUAUAUUAAAGGGAAAUAUAAUACGUAAUUUUUAAACACUAUUUCCUUUAGAAAUUCCAUUAAAUUAUAAAUUAAUUUACUCGUAGAACAUUAGAUCUGGAUCAAGAAAGUUAUGAUUACACUCAUAUGUUGUAGCAUGAUGCAAGUGACAGCUUACAGUUUCUACAGUAAAGAAACUGUAUUGAGUAAGAUUUUUGUAGUAAAGGUCAAUGUAAUAAUCAUAACUGAUAUUUCAAAUCAAUUGAGUCGAAUAUAGUGAAUAUAUAUUAAUUGUGUUAUUAAUUAUAACUACUUGAUUGAGCUGUUCUUUGAUAUCGAUAGGAACUAAGCCGGACAUGUAUUUGUAAACUUAGACUUGGCUUACAAGAUGACAGCUUUACAUACCCUCCAUGUAACAAUCGUUUUUAAAUUAACUACUUAAAUGUUUUUUUUUUAAUGGUUGCCAUAGAGUAUAGUAAUAGUAGGAUCAAACCAACAGCAAUUAUACCUUUUAUAAUAGUACUUCCUCUAAUAGUACUCAUGAAAUUGGACAAUAAACAACGAUGGCAUUUUCAUUGUGAAUGUAAAAUCGUGUAUCUUUUUUUUUAUUUUUAAUCAUUAAAAUAUUUCUUUGCAAUUAAGCAGAAUUUGUUUCAAAAACUAUCAUUCAUAAUGAAAUAAUAUAACUAUAAUUAAAUAACCAUAUAAAUUUGUUUAUAACUAUUGUAAUAAUAAGUUAAUAUUAGAUGUAACAUCACAAAAUGAUCUGCCAUAUUUUUUAAAACAAUAUCAUGAGCCGUGCAUUUUAAGAGAAAAAUAUUUACACAAAUUGCUGAAUACUUUUAAAUAUAAUAUUAAUAUAUUCUACUUUUAUACAUAUAAAUUAGUGUUAAAGCUAACAUAAGUCUUCCAUCUAUUUAAUCUAACGACUACAAGUUUAGAGAAUGACAUCAGAAUCUAUUAUUUUUUUUACAAGUAAUAGAUGCUGCAAACUGUAUUAUUAAAAAUUGCCUUAUUUGUCUAGAGUUAAUUAAUAAUAUAAUUAUAAGUAUAAUGGUUAAUUCUGAGGUGUUAUUCCCUACAUUUAUCUCUCAAACUAAAAUUUUAAUUUUGGUAUCACGGAUCAUCAACAACCAGAUAUAAAACAAUUAUAACUGGAUACUGUUGCAAAUAUAGUGUAUUACCAUAACAAUUUCAACAUAAGAAUAAUUUUUAAUCAAGUAAUUUAAGUAUAAGCAAUUUUUAAAUUAUAUUUCUUUUUUUAUAAUUCUACCAUCCAUUCAGGAUACCAUUUCAGCUAAGAAGAAUGGGCAAGAAACUAAACUGUAGCUUUUUUCAAAUCUAUCAAUAUCAAGGUCAAUAGAGACGAAGAAUUCUUUGAAAUAUUAUUAAUGUAAUAUCAAAUGAAAUUUUAGUUUUAGAAAUAGGUAAUGUAGACAUUUGAAUUCAGAAUUGAUGCUUUAGUUGUAAUUUUGUAACAUGGUAAGGGAAACUUAAUUUAAUAGGAGGUAUUUAGCAAUUUUAACAAUUAUUAUGCUUAAGUUUUUUUUAUACAAUUUUUGAAAUUAUAUUUAUCUACUUAUUUUUAACCAAUAUAAUCGUAACAUAGACUUUGUUGUACAAUUAAGAAUCAUUCAGUAUUUUAAUUUAUAUUUCUAAUAUCAUGAAUAGUUUUCAAUUUAUAAUAAUGUGAAGCAAUGACAUUAUAUGUGUUGGGUAAAACCUGUGGCGGCUGUAAAUUUCCUUAGAAACUAUAGUCGUAAAAUUAUCUGUUUGAUCAAGAGAAAGACCACAUACUAUGUUACGAAUAAUUAUAUAUCAAAGAAAUUGUAUUUAAAAGAAUGUCAGAAAUACAGAAUUGGCUGCCCGAUCUGCUUAUAGCAAGUCGAAGAAUGCAGGUGUCUCAAAAUACUUUCUUGUGGUAGUCAAAAAGUGUAUAAUGAAUUGUUUAAUUAUUUUUUCAAUACUCAAUAACAAAAUUUCCUUUAAACUUAUUAUUGGUAUCCGUCCCUUUCAUACCUACUAAGUCGGUAUUAAAUUAUUGAGAUUACAUCUCUUGUAUUGUAAUAUUAGAUAGAUAUAUUUAAUAUUAAAAUUUAACGUAUUAUUAGAUAGAAAUAGUUAAACAUAAGUUAUUGUUCUUGCUGAACACUAGAUAAGAGUAAAUACGCCGCGCAUAUUGCGGCAAGGUAGGAAAUAAUCCAGUCUCAAAGUGCCAAAUGUUCGAACAAAAGUAUUGCCAGUUUUGGUGGCUUCUAAUGACAUUGCAAAAAUGAAUUAUUAUGACCCAUUCUCAUUAAAGCUCUUCUCUCAUUAUGUGAUAAUUAAAAAAAAAAUUGUGUUAAAAUAUAUUAAAAAAAAACAAAGUCUGCACUAAAAAAAAUUCGACAUUGUCGCGUAGAAACAACGUGUAUAUUUUUAUUUAUUUAUUUUUGAUAAUCAAACGUUACAUAAAUCUUAUAUAUAAAAAUCUCGUGUCAUGUUGUGGUCGAACUCCUCUGAAACAGCUCGACCGAUUUUUAUGAAAUUAUCAGGUAUGAGAAUAGGUCGUAAAGUAUAUUUCAUAUCACCUAAUGAUUACAGUAUCCUUAUCCAGAAAAAAUAAUUUAUAUGGCAGGAAAAUGUUUGCCUGAUCAGCUAGUAACAUAUAAGUAGUUUAGACAUAUUGAAGCCAUUAAUAAGUUGCAGAUAAGUUUAUAUCUAGAUGAUCUAAAUCUAGAUCCAUGAACACUUCAAAUACAUAAUAUAAAUAUAAAAUUGCUGUAUAUUCAUAUAUUUGUGUAUUCAUUACGAUCACAUACUGAUUUAGUGUUGGGGGAAACAUCAGGUGGUUAUGAGUCAAAUCAGCUCCACUAUACACUGGCUUACUGUGUAGAAAUUUUAUUCAGCUUCUUAAGUUUUAAUGUCUUAUGCCACAGUAAAUAAAUAAGUAAAUAAUAAUGUAACCAUUUUAUACAUAACAGUAAUAAUGUGAUACCACAAAACCCGCACGAUAUCUUUAACAUAUACAAUGUAUUAGAUUAUAUUAGCAGAAAUUAGAAAUACAGUUUGUUGAUAUGAAUGAUAAAAAAUGACGGUUUAAAAGUAUUUGUACAAGUUUUAUUUUAAGACUUGCUAGCACGAUAUUAGCAUUCCUAUUUAAGGGCCUCUUAACGUGAAUUGACUUCCUCACUUGAGAUAACUUUGGAGAACGUCUCAAAAUAUAUUUAAUUGUUUGUCAAUAUUAGUCACCAAUGCGAUUUUAAGGUAUCGUGUUGAAACAAGCGGAAUCUCAAUUUUGAUAUUGCCAUAACAUUAUUAUACAACUUAUGAAUAUAGUGCCUUAUUUAUGAUAUAAAUUUUUCAAUAACUUUUAGCUUUAUAAAAGGAAAUAUAUGUUUUUUUACUCUA
Molecule: messenger RNA, 4588 nt
Organism: Galleria mellonella (greater wax moth)
Lineage: Eukaryota; Metazoa; Arthropoda; Insecta; Lepidoptera; Pyralidae
Gene: cv
Product: protein twisted gastrulation-like
Exons: 5
Coding region: 272-994 (240 amino acids)
Biological process (GO): regulation of BMP signaling pathway
Source: RefSeq, a predicted model, not a curated record